AUGAUGCAGGCCGUUUCGAGAAGAUUAGGACACCAAUACAUCAAGCAAUCGCCUUCGAUUUCUUCAAUUUACCCUCUUUCUGAUCGGUAUUAUGGAGGCGAGAGGUACCAAUCUACACUUACCACCAAAGGGGUGGGGCAUCUGGUCCGUAAGGGCACUGGUGGAAGAUCUUCUGUUAGUGGAAUUGUUGCGACAGUGUUUGGCGCUACUGGAUUUCUUGGGCGUUAUCUUGUGCAACAGCUUGCUAAAAUGGGUUCUCAAGUGUUAGUUCCUUUCCGAGGGUCUGAGGAUUCUCACCGUCACCUCAAAUUAAUGGGUGAUUUAGGUCAGAUUGUUCCAAUGAAAUAUGACCCUAGAGAUGAAAAUUCUAUCAAGGCAGUGAUGGCAAAGGCUAAUGUUGUUAUUAAUCUUAUUGGAAGGGAAUACGAGACCAGAAAUUAUAGCUUUGAGGAAGUCAAUCAUCACAUGGCUGAACAGCUUGCAAUGAUUGCUAAAGAACACGGUGGCAUAAUGAGAUUUAUUCAAGUUUCUUGUUUGGGGGCAUCUCCAUCAUCUUCAUCCAGAUAUCUGAAGUCUAAAGCAGCUGCUGAAGAAGCUGUUUUACGAGAACUGCCUGAGGCCACAGUUAUGAAACCAGCCGUGAUGAUUGGCACAGAGGAUAGAAUUUUAAAUACAUGGGCGCAUUUUGCCAAAAAUUACAGCUUUCUCCCACUUAUGGGAGAUGGAUCUACCAAGAUUCAGCCUGUAUAUGUUGUUGAUGUUGCUUCUGCUAUUGUCACUGCCUUAAAAGAUAAUGGUACCAGCAUGGGAAAAGUUUAUGAACUUGGUGGACCAGAUAUUUUCACUGUCCAUGAGUUGGCAGACCUUAUGUAUGAUGUGAUCCGUGAAUGGCCUCGGUAUGUGAAGAUUCCUUUUUCCAUUGCUAAGGCUAUCGCAAUGCCUCGAGAAAUAUUGCUUAAGAAAGUUCCUGUCCCGAUGCCUAUCCCUGCCAUCUUCAAUCUGGACCUGAUUGAAGCCAAUUCCACUGAUACACUGGUGUCCGGAAAUGCUUUAAAAUUUGAGGAUCUUGGGAUUGUGCCACAUAAACUGAAGGGGUAUCCAGUCGAGUUUCUUAUACAAUAUCGUAAGGGUGGUCCACAGUAUGGUUCUACAGUUAGUGAAAAAGUAACCCCCCAGUCAUGGUCUUGA
Fraxinus pennsylvanica is the source of this 1188-nucleotide messenger RNA. The record is from the annotation of a GenBank genome assembly. NCBI's taxonomy places the organism in Eukaryota, Viridiplantae, Streptophyta, Magnoliopsida, Lamiales, Oleaceae.